Cajanus cajan (pigeon pea) is the source of this 2072-nucleotide messenger RNA. RefSeq names its product Major facilitator superfamily protein. Gene Ontology annotation, cellular component: membrane. Gene Ontology annotation, biological process: molybdate ion transport. Gene Ontology annotation, molecular function: molybdate ion transmembrane transporter activity. Lineage: Eukaryota; Viridiplantae; Streptophyta; Magnoliopsida; Fabales; Fabaceae. The record is from RefSeq and is a predicted model, not a curated record.
GCAAGUACGUCAAUUCAUUCCAUCAUUUUAGCCACAUCCGCAUGUAGAAAAGCCACUAUAACAAUGUUGAAUACAUAUUAAACCGAAAUCGAACCACCCUUCAGUCUCAGUGUCUUCCCGUGCUCGAACCACGAUCUAGGGUUUUCUUCACAACGCAACGUAAAUUUUCUUGCAUUCUCUCUUCAAACCGAAAUUAUAAAAAUCCGAUGGGAGUAGUAAUUGAGAGCUCCGUUUGGGAACCAAAUCCAUCCGUAAACAUCUUCAUCUUCGUUUGUUGCUUCUUCUCGAUCCUUCUUUUCCCUCACAUCUCCAACCUCAACAGAACCUCCACAAUCUUCGACCAUGGAACCUCUCACUCAUUUCUCCGUUUCCAGCGGAACUUCCUUCUCCUGUAUUCUCUUGCAUCAGUAAUGGAAGGUAUGUGGUCAGUGUUCGGGGAGUAUGAAUUAGCUUCGUACGGAAUCGGAAGGGAAAAUAUGGUCAAGUCUCUCUGUUAUGGCUAUACAACAGCUCUGUUUGCUGCUCCUUUCGUUGGUGUUCUUUCAGAUUUGAUAGGUCACAAGAAAAUUAGUUUAGUCUUUUGCAUCCUACACUUCAUUGUUGGCAUAUGGAAGAAGAUUUCAGGUCAAUCAAGCUUGUUCAUGACUAGCAUAUGUCUCUCUCUGGCCAAUACAAUAUUUUCAUUCAGUUUUGAGACGUGGAUGGUCAGUCAACAUGAAAAGCAAGGGCACAGGCUAGAUUCACUGAAUGACACAUAUUGGUUAAUGACUUUCUUCGAGUCUGCAUGUUUUAUUACCAGUCAAAUGUUUGCGAAUUGGCUGGUUGGUAAUAAUACAGAAAAAAACACUGCUCCUUCGUCUGCAGUUAUCUUCUUUGCAACCAUAUGCUUCACUUUUAUCACCAGAGGAUGGACAGAAACUCCAGGAAUAGCAUCUCUGAAGGAAUAUAGUCACUCCUUCUAUGCAUACAUUUUUGGUGAUAAAAGGAUAUGGCUGCUGGCGUGUGCACAAACUUGCUUUCACUUCUCUAUUGGAAUUUUUUGGAUCCUGUGGUCACCUACAGUGGUGGCAGAUGGGCGAGAGGUACAACUGGCGUUGAUAUAUCCAUGCUUUAUGGGCUCAAGAAUGCUAGGAAGCACUGCAUUUCCGUGUCUCACUAGUGGGCCAUCAUCGCUUAGAACUGAGGACUGUCUGGUUUUUGCAUACAUUAUACUGGCUCUUCUCCUGUCUAUUGUGGCCUAUGACUAUCAGGAAAUUGGAGUUCUGGUGACAUUAUUUUGCUUGUUUCAUGCUUGUGUCGGGUUUGUUUUGCCAUCACUUGCAAGAUUGAGGACCAUGUAUGUUCCUAAUGAAUUGCGUGGAGGAAUGAUGGGCUUCUCUCUCGCCCCUGCAAAUGCAGCUAUUUUGCUUUCUUUGGUGCAAGGUGGCUAUUACCGGAAUAUUGGAAAUGGAGCAUUAAUGGCAUUUGGUGUGUUUGGUUUAUUGCUAGCGGCUGGUUGCAUGCAUGCCCUGAAGCAAUUGGGAAAGCAACCGUAUAACAACUGGCAUAAGCAAUGAAUUAAUGCCCCUUUGGCAGGCUUUGGUAGUGGUGGAUGUCCGUCUUUUAUUGAAUGAUAUAGGAGGAGUAAUGAUGAAGAACUUAGAUGAUGCCGAUUCAGGCAAGGGGAAAUUAAUUUCAAAAAACUACAAACAUCGACUACUAGUGAGUGCUGAACUGGACUGACAUUUGGGUUCUUUCUCUUGCAUACUUUGCUGCUUGGGUUUUCUUAUGGAGGAUUAUUCAAUUGCACAAGCUUUGGAAGCUGCUGUCAGAAUCUGUAUCCGGUGACGUGUGCCAGUUUCUCCAGAAGAGCACCCAAAGAUCAUAAGGUGAAAAUUGAAUAUUAUAUUUUGGUUUUGUUAGCAUAUUAAGGUUAGUCAUGUGUUAGUUUAUUCCAAGUUUAUUAGCUUAAACCGUAACACUGACUAACCCUAACAUACUAAGAAGUAAGGAGGUUUAUAUAAAGCCUCAAAGAAAACAUUCGAAGCUCCGGUGAUGUGAUUUUUUCAAUUUCAUCAUGACACAAUUUGGUA